Aureobasidium melanogenum CBS 110374 is the source of this 636-nucleotide messenger RNA. RefSeq names its product protein get1. NCBI's taxonomy places the organism in Eukaryota, Fungi, Ascomycota, Dothideomycetes, Dothideales, Saccotheciaceae. The transcript has 3 exons. Gene Ontology annotation, biological process: tail-anchored membrane protein insertion into ER membrane. The record is from RefSeq and is a predicted model, not a curated record. Gene Ontology annotation, cellular component: GET complex. Bases 1 to 636 code for a protein of 211 amino acids.
AUGGUGUCUCUCUUGCUCGCCGUGUUCCUGCUGAACGUAGUGAUUCACCUCAUCAACACGCUCGGAGCCGCGACUAUCAACGAGCUGCUCUGGGUUCUCUACAACAAGCUCCCUACACCGACGGCAAAAGAUGCACAAAACUCGGCACGACUUAAGAAGGAGGUGGUGCGUUUGAAGCGCGAGAUGAAUGCUGUUAGCGCACAAGACGAGUUUGCCAGAUGGGCCAAGCUGCGCAGAACGCACGACAAAGCUGUCGCCGACUACGAAAAGAGCUCAAGCUCGGUUCAAGACACCAAAGCCAAAUUCGACAAGACGGCCAAUGUCCUUCGCUGGCUGGGUACGAACGGUAUGCGCUACCUUCUGCAGUUCUGGUUCUCACGUCAAGCACUGUUCUGGCUACCACAAGGCUGGGUUCCUGGCUACGUCGAAUGGCUCCUCGCAUUUCCCAGAGCUCCCAAAGGCAGCAUCAGCAUUCAGCUUUGGGGCAUUGCAUGUGCGAGCGUCAUCUCCAUGUGCAGCGAAGCCAUUGUCGCCAUGUACGUGCUGGCUACCAAGCGACCCGAGGUGCAGACAAAAAAGCAAGAGCAGGAGCCACAAGCAUUCAAGAGCGGCGGAGCGGAGAACAAGGAAUUGUAA